UCAGACAUGGUGUGACAUCACGGUUAUUAGACGCUGAUCUGCAAACUAAAAGCCAUUACUCAAAGAAUAAUCCUUGGGACUGAAGAAGACAGAAAAUUUUCUGUUAUCUAACAUCUAGGUCUAGCAGCACCAGAAUCAAGCCACUUAUGUCUAGCUUCUCACUAUUUCAAAUCAGUUUUUUUGGAAAGUAUUAAAGUGAACAAGCUGGAUAUAGCAAUGGAAUGCAAGCAAUGGUUAUUAUUGGUUGCUGCCCUGUGCUUAGGAUCUGCCUGUUCCCAAAAUAGAAAACAUCCACCAUAUGCAUGCCAAUGCCUGAUGGAUGUCCAGGCUAGAAAGAGGUGUGAUUCCACUUCUGCAGGCAUCACUGCAGAGCAAUGCACAGAAAAGGGCUGCUGCUUUGAUGCAACUGUGCCUGAUGUCCCAUGGUGCUUCAAACCUUCUGGAGAAAGAGCUUCCCUCCGGUAUGCAAAGAGAAUGAUUGAACAGCAAGCAAGAGUGGACUGUGGCUAUCAAGGGAUCACGCGCAAGAGGUGCAAAAGGAUUGGAUGCUGUUUUGACCGAAAGGCUUCUGAUACAUCAAUGUGCUUCUAUCCCCCGGUGAAUGAGGUUUCCCAGCAUUGUGUAAUGGACAUGAGCGCAAGGGAAGAAUGUGGAUACCCAGGCAUCACUGCUGAGGAAUGCCAGGGAAGAGGAUGCUGUUUCAAUUCAUAUGUCGUUAGUACUCGGUGGUGUUUUUACCCAGCAUCCAUAACAGGACCUCCCAAGAUGUGUGGAAUGGCACCCAACAAAAGAGUGGGUUGUGGAUACCCUGGCAUCUCUGCUGAUGAAUGCUUGAGAAAAGGAUGCUGUUUUGAACAUUACCAGUAUGCCCAAAAUGUUCCCUGGUGCUUUGAACCUUUGGCAAGUUUUCUAAAAUGGUUGCCAUGUGAAGCUGUUCAGAUGUUUGGAAUGCUGACUAAUGUCUCCUCUGAGCGGAAUGCCGAUGUCACGUUGAUCCCAAAGCGAGAGUUAACUGUGGACCUCCUGGAAUCACUCCCCAGCAAUGCCGGGAUGCCGGGUGCUGCUUCAGUUCUGAAGUUGCAGGAGUGCCCUGGUGCUUUGCUCCAAGCCCCCCACACUAUAGAAAUGAACUUCAAGUGCCUCUGGCUCCUGGCCAUUGUCCUGGUCUUAGGAUUCACCAGUUUUGCAGAUGCCAGGGGUGGCCGAGGUGGUGGCCGAGGUGGCCGAGGUGGCCGUGGGGGCAGAGGACAAAAAGGCAACUGUAAUGUACCUCCUCGUCGGAGAAGUGACUGUGGAUGGCCUGGAAUAUCUAGAAGUACAUGUUUAAGUAGAGGGUGCUGUUUCAGCAGUGCAAUCAAGAAUGCGAAAUGGUGUUUCCACCGUUUGAAGAUUUGGAGAACAUUUCGGGGAAAAAUGAACUUCAAGUUGCUCUGGCUCCUGGCCACUUUCCUGGUCUUAGGAUUCGCCAGUUUCACAGAUGGCCAGAGAGGUGGCCAAGUUAACAACGGGGGCAAAGGUGGCCAAGUUGACAACGGGGGCAAUGGUGGCCAAGUUGACAACGGGGGCAAUGGUGGCCAAGUUGACAACGGGGGCAAAGGUGGCCAAGUUGACUACGGGGGCAACGGACAACAAACACGUGGCUGUAAUGUACCUCCUAGUCGGAGAAGAGAAUGUGGAUGGGCUGGAAUAACUAGACAUGCAUGUUUAAGAAGAGGGUGCUGUUUCAACAAUGCUGUCAAGCAUACGAGAUGGUGUUUCCAUCGUGAGUAG
Molecule: messenger RNA, 1770 nt
Organism: Zootoca vivipara (common lizard)
Lineage: Eukaryota; Metazoa; Chordata; Lepidosauria; Squamata; Lacertidae
Source: RefSeq, a predicted model, not a curated record